Leopardus geoffroyi (Geoffroy's cat) is the source of this 1848-nucleotide messenger RNA. RefSeq names its product protein phosphatase 1 regulatory subunit 36 (gene PPP1R36). Bases 68 to 1423 code for a protein of 451 amino acids. NCBI's taxonomy places the organism in Eukaryota, Metazoa, Chordata, Mammalia, Carnivora, Felidae. The transcript is spliced from 12 exons. The record is from RefSeq and is a predicted model, not a curated record. Gene Ontology annotation, biological process: negative regulation of phosphatase activity. Gene Ontology annotation, molecular function: phosphatase binding.
UCGCUGAGCCCGCGGCGGAAGCAGGGUCCCCACCCCCUCCCACCCCCCCGCCCUCCGCCCUGCGGCCAUGGUUGCCCAGCGCGAGCGCGCAGUUGCCUGGGCGACAGUGAGGGGCUGGCUGGGAGAGGCCAUGCAUCAGGUGACGGUGACGGUGCCGGAGCUUUAUUCCCGGAGGAAGCGGACAGAGGGGCAGGGGGCUUCCUCGCCGGAGCAAUUGGGAUUACGAUUAGGGAUGUGGUACUGGAAAGAUGAAACCAGAACUCUUGAAUUCAGAAGUUUUACACCUGCAGUAGAACUCAAGGAAAAAGGAAAGAAAGGCAAAGCAAUACACUUUGUUGAAAUUGAUGGUCCGGCUUCAGACAGGUUGACGGAUAAAAAGCUUGCUUCAAGAGACGAUAAGUCACUUAAAGCCUUAGAGAAGCGAGGUCAGCAGGGCAACGUGACGCUCCAUGAUGCUAAAUUUGUUGCUUUGUUUUUACUACAAGAUAAUGAGAUGCAGCGGAUCUGUUCCUUUACAACAUUUAUGAGGAAUAAGAAUCUGGACAAUUUCCUCAUGGCAUUAUUGUACUAUUUAUCUCAUUACUUGGAAAAAAUAGCCCUGGAAAAGAAACCCAAAAGCUGCAUGGUGGGCCUUGUAGAGAAGAAGGAGAUGGAAUUGGUUAUAAGGAAGUUAGAAGCAGCGCAGAAUUACCUGGCACAGAAGUACUGCGUCCUUGUCCUGGGCUUGGCAAUGCCUGAUAAGCAUCACAUGUGCUGCGGGAAGGAGAAAAUAUCAGAUACACAGAAAGACUGGAAAUUCUUUGAGUCCUUUUACACUUUCUGUACAUAUGUAGCUUGGAUUGUGUUCCGACGUCAACACUUCACAGAGAUUGAGGAAGAAAUAGGAAGGCUCUUUCGUACCAAUAUGUUCAACAUUCCUCGGAGGAAGCGUGAGGAGGAAGAAUCAGGAGGGGAAAAGAAAUGCAUGACUUUUGUACAAUUCAGGAGAAUGAUGGCGAAACGCCCAGCAAUUAAAAAAGCCAUUAACAUGCGCUCUCCAGUCAUGUCUACUCUGCUGCCAUCUCUCAGAGAAAAAGCUCAGAAUAUCUUUGAGAAAAAGUAUCAUCAAGGAGUCGUCAAACUCCCGGCCCUGAUGCAAGAGCACAUGGAAAGUCUGGACUCUGUGCUCAUGCCAAACUGCCUGCUCCAGGGAUCUAGAGCAUCUGAAACAUCACUAUUGCAGGAUUCAGCCUGCCCAACCCUAUCAUCCUAUUUUGGAGUUCGUUUAUGGCAUUCUGAUCGCCCAGCUGAUUUUUAUGCAAAGUUGCCUGGGGAGUGUGACACCCUCUUCCCCGAUCCUUUCCCUUUGCCACAAGCUCCGACUAAAGCAUGCCUGAGACUGUCAACUGAACAAAAUGUGCCCUCGAGAAAAAGAACACACUAGAAAAAUGCAGUACUUCCAUCACGUGCAGAAAACUGGAAUCCGCUUCAGACCGUGCCCGCGGAGGCGGUCAGGCCUCACGCGGAUCCGGCUGAUAGCACACUUCCUGCUUCAGGGACUGUGUUCUUUUGUGUGGCUUCGCUGAGCCCACCGCCUGGAUAAAUCUGCUGCUUUCUACCCAGACACUGUUGCUUCACUUGGAAAUAAUUAUCUCCUUCUCCACAUGCACCCUGUUCCCUUCACCCACAUCCCUUAUCAUGCCAUGAUAAUCACACACUGAAGCAGAUGUAAAAGGCACAAAUGGAGCAUUUGCUUGAGGACUCGAGAGCCUUGUGUCAUUGCACACAAAGAAGAAAGUGAGGAGGAGCCCUAUCUGCCAUCGCAGGACUCACAUUGAACAUGUACCCAUUAAAGAACAAUUGAGUGGA